AUGGGUUUAUGUGGUAGUAAAGUGCGAGCUAAACAUGCAAAGUUGUCUGAAAUUAGAAAAUUUUCAAAAUUAAACAUUCAUUAAUUCUAUCGUUUCUCAUAAAUAUUGGGUAGUGGUAGUUUUGGAACAGUUAAAUUAGCAUUUAGUUUAGAAUAAGAAAUGAACGGUCAAGAAUCAAAAAGCUAUGCUGUUAAAUCUAUAGAUAAAGUAUUUUAAUAUAUAUAAAAAUUAGCAUCGUAUAGGAAAUAGAUUACAUUUGAUUAAUAGAGAACUAGAAAUUUUAGUUUAACUGGAUCAUCCUAACAUAAUUAGAGUGUAUGAGACUUUUGAAGAUUUGAGAUAUUAUCAUUUUGUAAUGGAGUAUUGUAGAGGAGGUGAAUUAUUUGAAAGAAUAGUUAGAAAAGGUGUUUUUUCAGAAAGAAGAUGUUGCAUUAUAAUGAAAUAAUUAUUUUCUGCAGUUCAUUAUAUGCAUUAAUUAGGAGUAACACAUAGAGAUCUUAAACCUGAAAAUUUAAUGUUAGUUUCACCAGAUGAUGAUUUUGAUAUAAGAAUUAUAGAUUUUGGAUUAAGUAAGAAAUAUCCACCACCAUAAUCUACAAAUUAAGGAAGAUCAUAAGUUAGAUAAUAAACUAAAGUAGGAACACCCAUAUAUGUUGCUCCUGAAGUCUUAUUAGGUAAUUAUUCUUAGACUUGUGAUGAAUGGUCAUUAGGAUGUAUAAUGUAUGUUUUACUAUGUGGAGAACCUCCUUUUUUUAGUAAUAAUAUCAAAUUAUUGGAAGAUAAGAUAUAAAGUAAAGAAGUCUAAUUUAGUGAAAAAAUAUGGGGAGAAAUAUCAAGUGAAGCUAAAUCAUUAUUAGUUAAAUUACUUGAUAAAAAUCCAAAAAAACGUAUCACUUGUGCUUAAGCUUUAUAAAGUUAAUGGGUAUUGAAUUUUACAAUGACAGCACCUCUUCGUAUGGAAUCUAUACCUAAUAAUGAACAUGAAAAUGAAAAAACUAUUCGUUUAUUAAAGACUUAUGGAAAUAUUUCAAAAUUAAAAAAAGGUACUUUAAAUAUACUUUUAAAUUAAUUAAAUGAGUCGCAAAUUUAAUCAUUAAGAUUGAAAUUUGAAGAAUUUGAUAGAGAUAAUAGUGGAACAAUAUCUGUAAAAGAAAUGACAUAAAUUAUCAAAUAAUUAGGUUUAACUGAUACUGAAAAAGAAAUAUAGGAAUUGAUUUAAAGAUUUCAUAUAUUAAAAAAAUCUGAUUCAUCAGUUGAUGAUCUAGCUAUUCAUUAUUCUGAAUUUAUGAUGGCAUUACUUAAUCAAUAAUAAUAUUUAAAUGAAGAAAGAAUAUGGGGAUUAUUUAAAUAAUUUGAUAUUGAUAAUAAAAAUUAUAUAACUACAAUGGAUGUUAGAAGAGCAUUUGAAAGAAGAGGGAAAUCAUUGUCAACUAUUAAAAUAGAUAUGAUGUUUAAAGAAAUAAGUUUAGAUAGUUAAGAUAGAAUAGAUUUCUAAAGAUUCAAAGAUAUUAUGUUAGUUGAUUCUCUUAAAUCUUAAGAUAUAGAUGUUGAAAUGUAUAAUAUUAGUAAAAUGCCUACUAAUAAUCCACAAAAUAUCCCUUAUUUAAAUUAACCUUAGGGAGAUUUUAAUAUUGGUUUUUGA
Messenger RNA from Paramecium pentaurelia, 1642 nucleotides. The record is from the annotation of a GenBank genome assembly. NCBI's taxonomy places the organism in Eukaryota, Ciliophora, Oligohymenophorea, Peniculida, Parameciidae.